GGUUGGGGAAAUCCUGUGCCGUGCAAGGCCUCCUUUAUGUGAGAAGUUCGGUCUGACCGUCCACCAUCUCUGUUAGAACAUCUGGAAAACGCUUCUGAGCACAUUGUUUGUCUCAGGCACUGGGUCUCCUGCAAUAAUUCCUUCUCAGCCUGCCUUCUUCAUGCUUCAUCAAUGAUUCCUUCCUCUUCGAAGAAGAGGAGAGAGACAGAGAGGAAUAAGUUGAAUAGAGGAGGGGGAAGCUCUGAUUAGGGCCGUGGUGUAGGGAGGCCAUUGAAGAGUUGGUAUGGGUGCGAUUCAGCAUGUCAGGAGCGUACGUAGAGAACUGAUGGGAAGAGAGAAAGGUUGAACAGUAAGAAAAUGAAAUUAAUCUUGGCAGUCAUGGCAUUAAGCACUAGGGAUUAGGAAGUAUCCUGGGAAUGCCAAAGCAUAAAGGUCAAGGUGUUUUGUAGACAUUUCCAGUUUUGUCUGAGGCUGUAGAAUUAGAUGAAAUAAACAAAUGAAAAUAUCUUUUUUAUGCAGGCACAAAUGUCUCACUCUUGUGAUGAUUUUGUUGAAUGUGCUACUGAUAAGGAUGUGGGUAGCUGUGAAGGAAAUAUUUUUCUUGGGGUAUGUGAUAAGCAGUUGAUGAAACUAGGCCAGUGAGAGCGUGUGUGUCUAGAGAUUGUACUGGUAGGGCAGGGGUUAGGCCUCAUGGCCUCUCCUCUCAGCCCUGCCCUAUUGUGCAGGGCCCUGUUGAAUAUGCUGCUUAACCUCUCUGCUCUGCCACUCGCUUUGGAAACUGGGAUUGCCACCCACUUUCGCUGAGCGUGCAGGGAGUGAAAUGAUUUAAGUGAUAGUCUCUUGCUCUGAGAUGCCAAGAUAACCCGGAGCACACACACACGGAGGAGAAGGAUCUGGUUUUCUCAUGGCCACCAUCGUGUGUUUGCAGAGAGAUAGAGAAGAAUACCAGAUAAGACAGCCCCAGACUUCCCUCAUGACAGCUCAUUUGGUAUUACUGUGACACUCCAGAGUGCCCCCAUGACUGACAGUGUCAGUUGUGCUCUCAGGGGCUGUGGAUUAGGAGUUGGGGUGCAGAUUAGCCCUGUGCUUCUGCUGCAGAGCUCCACUCACCAACAAAAAGGCCAAGAGCCACGUGUAUUCCUGAGCGCAGAUUGCCUUUACAAAUUUGGGUCUGGACAGAUUCUUCAGCCACUAGAGGCCACCAGGCAGGGCUCCUAGGGCUGGAAUUCUCAGCUGUCUGCUCUCUCUGCCUUGCCUUGAAGCAUGGGUGAUGCAUCCAUAUUGGGUGACCAUCACAGUGUUGAUCCCUGAGCCUACCUAGAAUGUCUUAAUUCACAAGUCCUAGGGAAGCAUGGAAGUUCUGUGCAUAGUCAUGUCUACAAAGGCAUCUUUGUAGAGAUUAACUUUUUUUUUUAAACAUAAGGCUAUUCUAUAAGGUUUGACUGCUUCACAAAUAUUUACUCGAGAGUCUCCCUGCUCUUUAGCCUCUGUCUGCAACUCUUCUUUCUUCCCAAAUAUAAUAGGAUAAGCAGAAUGCUAACUGCUGGUACUGGUUUAAACAGCACACUUUGAAUAGAUCCAAGGACAACCUGGGCAUUCUAGUCUCAAGUGAGAGAAGAGUAGUGUCUUAGGGAAAUGCCUAUGCAGAUGCUUUGCUUUUUAUUCUCCUAUUUUUGGAGAACUCUCUCCAAAAUCAGUUAUUUCCUGCUGGGCGUGGAGGUGCCCACUGGAUACCUGAGGCUACCAUGUGUAGCCUCCUCUGCCCUUGCCUGGUGUCGGGACCUUGCUGGUACCUCCCUGACUGGGCCUGGAGUGUGUGUAAGGGCCCUGCUGUGAUGGUGGGAGUUGUUUUCACAUAGGACUGCAGGAUUCUUUCUCCAGCCUUCUCUUCCCCCGGCUUCACUGCACUGCCCCAUCCUCCCCCAGCAGAAAUGGAAAGAGUGGUUCCUGGUGACCACCUAGCCAAGCAGCCACCACUGAGGUCACAUUUUAGGGAAAUGUGAGGGGCCUGUUCCUCUGUUUAGAUGCAGCAUUUCUGCUCUUUGUAACUUACCCUUGGAAUUGCCAGUGAAUCACGGCCUGGGAAGUUCUUGUGAUUUAGAGUCCUGCACUUCCAGGAAGAGUUUUCUCUUGACGCCUUCUUUGACCCUUAGUCCCUGUUGAAGUUUUCAUGGCUUGGAAGUCCAGUCAGAAUUUGGGGGGUUAACACAAAAGAACACAAAAAUAUUGUUUCUAAGGUAUAAACUGGUAUAAACAUCAUAUCUCUAUGAAUUAGUCACAUGAUUAAUGUAGGCCAAAGAAAACAGGAAACAUAUAGAUAUGUUUGUAAAUUGAUGUUGUUUUGGUAUCUCUUUUGACCUCCUUCCCACAUUAGUAUUUGGCACUUGAUUUUAAUUUAGGUCAGUAAUAAUGCUCAUUACUGCUUGAGAACUCUGUGUGCAUCAAGCAAUAUGUUAUUUGCUUCACGUGGUUCUCUUUAAAUCUUACUAGCAAUUCUGUGACGUUGAUGAUGUGAUUCUCAUCUUACAGAAGUGCAAAAUUGCUCAGCGGUGUUAAAUAACUUGCACGUCUGCAAAACCGGAAAGUGGUCUACAUAGACUCUGAGCCAGGCCUUGAAGAGUGUGUCCAUUACCUUCCACGUUUUUUGCCAGGUGCCUGGUAGAUUCAAGGUGGAGUGUUAUUGCUACAGAGUAUAGAAAUAAAAUCAAGAAGCUUACCAUGUUGGGAGAGUAAGAUAAACAACCAAAGAUAAUACAAGGACAGCUGUGAUAGAUACCAAAAAAGUGUUAUCAAGAAAGGUCAACUGAGGUGCAGUAGGGGCUAAGGGAAGAGGUUGAGAUCAUACACACCUAACUGGGGUCACCCAGGAAAAGUCUUCUUAGAGGUGGUGCACUUGAGGUGGGCCUCAUAGGACUGGCAGAAUCUUGUGGGGUGGAUAAGGAAAGAUUUGUGGGUGGCAGUGACUGCCAGAUGCCCAGGUAAAUAAACAGGCUCAUAAAGAAACUAUUAGAUUAUAUAUAUGCAUGUAUGUGUAUGUGUACAUGUGUGUAUAGUGUGUGCCUGGAUACACUCACAGUUAUAUUCAUUAUGAAAACCUUCUAUACUCUUCCAAAGCAAAAGGCUAAUGACUUUAAGUAGCAACGUUGUCCAAACUGUGUUCUCUAGUUCUCCUGAGAACAGAAACACCUCUGAGCAAUACUUAAUAGACGUUCAUGUUUAUACAGGUAGGAAUGAGGUGUUUUUAAAAUUUUCUUUUCUUCAGGCAUCUGUGAAUGAGGCCUCUCCCUCUUUUUGUUUUUUAAGUAUCUGUUUCUAUUUUCUAGCAUGUUGAAACAUUAGACUUCCUGUUUCUGCUUGAUUUUGAAUAUACUCCUGUUUGCUUGUCACAGGUAAUCUUGAGUUUCUGUGUAGCUGUAGUUUACAGGGAGCAAGUGCAGGCAGCAACGAGUCCAUCCCUGUUGUGAAUGUGGAGACCUCUCUGGACUUACAAUUAAAGGCUACAUAAUGCAUUCCACUACAAGUGACGAAACCCAGCUCCCAGAAUAACAAGCAAGACAACUUUUCAAAGUGACUGUUGUUGACCAGUGCCUUCUGUGCAUUUAUGUGUUAAGCUUAAGGUAGAUUUUUCAAAAGGAUAGUAGAAAUUAUUUUGAAUUCUUCUUGAGAAGGACUGAGUCUCCCCGAAGGUGAUGCAGGCGCCGUAGUGCACACGUCAACAGGGUGUUUGCGUGCGUUCCUCAAGUCUGUAUGACUCUACCAAGAUACUGUGAAGUUGUCCUUCUAAUUGUAUACAGGGAGAAUAUGCUGAAACUAGUGGCCACAGAUGUCUUUAAUUCUAAAAACCUGGCCGUUCAGGCACAGAAGAAGAUCUUGGGUAAAAUGGUGUCCAAAUCCAUUGCCACCACCUUAAUAGACGACACGAGCAGUGAGGUGCUGGAUGAGCUCUACAGAGUGACCAGGGAGUACACCCAAAACAAGAAGGAGGCAGAGAAGAUCAUCAAGAACCUCAUCAAGACAGUCAUCAAGCUGGCCAUUCUUUACCGGAAUAAUCAAUUUAAUCAAGAUGAGCUAGCAUUGAUGGAGAAGUUUAAGAAGAAAGUUCAUCAACUUGCUAUGACCGUGGUCAGUUUCCAUCAGGUGGAUUAUACCUUUGACCGGAAUGUGUUAUCCAAGCUGUUAAAUGAAUGCAGAGAGAUGCUACACCAAAUCAUUCAGCGUCACCUCACCGCCAAGUCACAUGGACGGGUUAAUAAUGUCUUUGAUCAUUUUUCAGAUUGUGAAUUUUUGGCUGCCUUGUAUAAUCCUUUUGGGAAUUUUAAACCCCACUUACAAAAACUAUGUGAUGGUAUCAACAAAAUGUUGGAUGAAGAGAACAUAUGAGCACGUGAGUUAAGAUUGUGACUGAUCAUGAUUUAUUUGAAGAUGGAGCACUGCUGAUUUAUGAAGGAAAAAAGAAUUUUCUAAACAUUACAUGUAUUUCAGAAAGACUUUGCCCAAUUCAGUUGUCAGACAUAAUGAUUUAUUUGAAGGCUUGUUUUAUUUGAAGAAAAGCAUAUUUCGAAAAACUCUGGUUACAAGCUUCCUAACGGGUAACAGACCAUGGGAGAGAUGUGUGGUUGGGUAAUGCAUAUGUAGUUAUACAAAGAAAAAUAGAUAUGGCUCCAGACCCGAACACUCUUUUAUAGGGCAAUUGUUGUGUUGAUGGCACAUUGGAUAUUUCUAACAUGUACAAAGUUAUGUAUUUUGAUUUACUUUCAUUUCUUGCUAUGUAUAUGUACUUUUCUUAAAAUGCCAGGAACUUUCUCUUGCUAUCAUUGCUCCUUUUAAAACAAUCCAAUUUUCAUGUCUACGGCUGCUUGUUUUGUUAAAAAGAAAAUGGCUUAUCUGAAAUCAGUACUGUGGAAAUGAACUCUAUUCGCUAUUAUGAAUAAUGUCCAGUAUAAGAAUGCGCUUCUGGAAUUGAGUUCUACUUUUAAGUACCAAUGAUACUUCAGCUUUUCAAAAAUGUAAUGGUGUGUCAUUGCCUUGAAAUGCUUGCCUAGGGCUUGUUUUAUGUUAUCUUAAAAUGUGCUAGUGAAUUCUCCAUUUUUUACAUCCAUUUCACAUGGAAGAGACAAAAAAUCUAGAUUGGUCUUGAUAUUGGGAUAAUAAAAAUUAAGUAGCAUUAAGAAAGGUAAAACAACCGUCUUACAGAUGAACUCAUUAAAACAAUGUAGGGGAAUGAGGGGCAAAGGGGAGAAAAGACAUAGCUAAAGAACAUGAGCAUAAAAAUGAGUGCAUUUCAGUGUUUAAGAAGGUUUGAUAAAUAAAGAAUGUCACUUUUUUAUUUAACUGAUAAGGUUUUCUGUUAUUUUUUACUUUGAUGAGUAAACCAAAAAAUAUUUGCAUUUCAAGCAGUUUGUAUGUUUCUAUAUAAUUUUCUGUGUAUAAAUAAUAAAGUAGGCAUUUGCUUAUUUUGUAAAAAAGAAAUGAAAAUCUGCUGGCCAGCUAUGUCCUCUAGGAAAUGACAGACCCAGCCACCAGCAAUAAAUAUUUGCAUUGUCA
Molecule: messenger RNA, 5544 nt
Organism: Cebus imitator (Panamanian white-faced capuchin)
Lineage: Eukaryota; Metazoa; Chordata; Mammalia; Primates; Cebidae
Gene: TNFAIP8
Product: TNF alpha induced protein 8
Exons: 2
Coding region: 3748-4380 (210 amino acids)
Biological process (GO): regulation of apoptotic process
Cellular component (GO): cytoplasm
Molecular function (GO): cysteine-type endopeptidase inhibitor activity involved in apoptotic process
Source: RefSeq, a predicted model, not a curated record